GUAGCCGACUGUAGUGUAGAACAAGGAGCCCAGUAGCGUUACCCUAUGAAUGACAAAUAUAGUUCGCUCGGGUCGAAGCUGUCGGGUUGCGAUUCAAUUCCAUGCGGUUCGGGUUGGGGUAGCAGUCUUUCCUAAUGGCGGUUUGCAGUCGGGUCCAGAUAGAUCCGUUUGUGGAGAAUUAUGGAAAAGUUGACUGUCGUAUUGCAGACACAUAGUGUUUGUUUGUGUGAGAAUUAAAAUAAUAUGUGGGCUAUUGUGAAACGGAAUGCUUGAUUCUAUAGUUACAUUUUGCAUUUGUAAACUGUGUCUGCUAUGUGGAGUGGUGAAGACGUUCGCAUUUAAUCAUCGCGCAUGCGCAAGUAAAUGUCAGUCUAGAUUCCAGACUGCUAGCUAGAAACAGUACGUUCAGGCGAGGUAGCGCAAAAUAUCCUUCCAUUAGCUAAUUACACAGUGAGAAGCUGUGGUUGUGAGAUAUGGAAAGUAGAAGCAGAGACCGUAAAAAAAGUCACACCUGGAAAUAUUUCAAUGAAAUCUCGUCCGAAAGUGUGACAUGCAAGCUGUGUGCGGCUGUUCUGAAGCGGACGAGCGGAAGCACAACAUCCAUGUUAAACCAUUUAGAAAGGAUCCAUCAUCUGUCGUUAAGACAUAUAAAAACACAGCGAGAGCUGAUGGCUGCCGUUAGAGGUAAGACUCCUACAUUAAAGUUAAAAAGAGAAGCUGCAAUAAAAAGAGAAGCUGCAAUAGAGGCAGAGAAGACCAUGUCCAAGAGCACAUAUGAGGAAGAUGAGGAGGAGGAGGAGGGGCAGCGCCCAAAGACUGGGAUGUCAGCAAGAUCCCAAUACUUCAGAGGUAGCCAUGACAGAAGACGGGGCUGCAGAGCAGUUUGAGUUUCAGUAUGGACUGGAGGGAGCAACAUUUAAGAAUGAGAAUGGGGAGUGCUCAAAGAGCCAUCUGUCCAUCAUCAAAGUGGAACAACUGGACCCCCUUCUCCCUGACCAAAACAACUCCAGCUGUGGUUCUGGGUCACCUAGGGAUUCUGGGCCUCCUGGCUCAUCUGGUUUUGGGUCCAGUAUGAGUCCAGCUGCACAGUUCUUCAGGAAAUGCCACCAGGCAGGCUGCACACAGUUCAUCUUCUCUGAGUUCGCCUCCCGCCUCAACACCGUCACUGAGAGGAUUUCAUCCCAGCAGGCCAGCGAAGAAGAUUUCAACCUCACCCUGAACGUGCUGGAGGCCUCUAGGAUGCUGCCAGAGAUCUUUGCUAAGAGAGACCAAGAAAUGGAGAAGAGACUGAAGGAUCUGCAGAGAGAGACUGAAGCGGUGAGGACUGCCAGGUCUGCCAUGAGAGAUGCCUGUAUCAUGAGCUUCACCCGAUCAUGACGGCACACUGCUGAAGAUCAAAGCAGUUUUAUAAGGUGUUAUAACUAGGGCCUGGAGUUUUCCUUGACAAUGUGACCGGACUAGGAAAGUAUAGGACCUGAAGUUUUCCUGGUCCGAUCAUGUGUACAGGAAAAACCUCACACCCCAAUUUUAACAGAAUGUAAAUAUUUCAAACCUUUUAUAUUUGCCAUAUUUUUCUACCUUUGUGUUCAAACAUUUAACUCUGUGAUAUUUGAAAACAGUUUGUUGUACCCUGGCUACUGAGAUGGGUGAUAUAUUAUACAUUAAGUGAGUAAUAGGCGAUAUAAUGUUGUGACAUACAUUGGUUCUGGGUUCCGAGGUUAUUGGCGUUUUAUUCAUGUUAAGUAGGUGAUGUUUAGUGUCCGUCUCUGUGCUGUAUGUACUUUGUGCUUACUAACCCUUCACAGGUUAAAUAUGUCCUUAUACUGUAUGUGUGAACCAGUAUCUCUACAUUUCUCAAUGGAUGGGUACUACAUUUACUGUAAGACUAAUUCAUUAGGAAUACACUGUAAUAUAGUAUACUUGAGGAAAGCUGAGAACUGUGACAUGUAAUGAGAAUGCAUUAAACUUUUGUUAUGUAAAUUAGUCGUGAUGACAUUUCAGAUCUGAAAUGUCCUGUAAACAAAAAAUGUUCUAAUACAGUAAUAAUGUAAUAUAAAGUUACUGCUCUGCUUAUGGAUGACAGUGGAAUGGGAGGUGUAUGUAGGCAGCGAACCUGGGAAGGUAUGAAAUGGGGACAUUUAUGAAAUGGGGAAAUUUUAACUGAAAUCCUAAAUCCCAUAAUUAUUGGUUUAUGCAUUUUAAAUAGGAUUAUCAGUUCUCUUCUAGAAUGGACUGAAUUUAAAUGGUACAUUAGUUUCUUGACAGCAAGUAGCCUAGCAGCAAAUAUUGUAGUUGUAGUAGUAGCGUUUGAGAGAUUCGAUCUUUGAGAUAACUGUGGUUGGCAUAACGCCCUCUUGAGCCCCCAAGUGUACUGAAACUAGCACCACGCCCAGACUUGUCUGAGCACCCAAUACAAUAGCAAUCAGUCGAUAAAAUCGAGAACCAUCAUCAAAUCAACGUUUCAUAUUGUGGUGUAGAUGUACUGUGUUGACAAUGACACAAUAACGCGAGAUCACAUUUCCAGCAUGGCGGACAACCAGACCUCCUUUCCGCCAGAGGAAACAAAAUGGUAAUUAAGAAAUAAGUGAGCAUUGCAUUUGCAGCUCAUAAAUUAAUAAAAACAUUAAAACGUA
This is a messenger RNA of Coregonus clupeaformis (lake whitefish), 2633 nucleotides long. RefSeq lists its product as uncharacterized. Gene Ontology annotation, molecular function: sequence-specific DNA binding. NCBI's taxonomy places the organism in Eukaryota, Metazoa, Chordata, Actinopteri, Salmoniformes, Salmonidae. The coding region runs from base 775 to 1377 and encodes 200 amino acids. The record is from RefSeq and is a predicted model, not a curated record. The transcript has 8 exons.